Molecule: messenger RNA, 687 nt
Organism: Sparassis crispa
Lineage: Eukaryota; Fungi; Basidiomycota; Agaricomycetes; Polyporales; Sparassidaceae
Product: Orotate phosphoribosyltransferase
Exons: 2
Coding region: 1-687 (228 amino acids)
Biological process (GO): pyrimidine nucleotide biosynthetic process; 'de novo' pyrimidine nucleobase biosynthetic process; pyrimidine ribonucleoside biosynthetic process
Cellular component (GO): cytoplasm
Molecular function (GO): orotate phosphoribosyltransferase activity
Source: RefSeq, a predicted model, not a curated record
AUGGCGACGCUGAACAAGUACCAGGACGAGCUCAUCGAGCAUGCCAUGUCUGUCGGUGCUCUCAAAUUCGGGUCGUUUGUACUCAAAUCCGGCAGGACUUCUCCGUAUUUUUUCAACGCCGGCCUACUCGCUGACGGCUCCGUUCUGGACACGCUCUGCUCCGCCUACGCCGUAACCAUCGCUGACGCGCUCACCGCGCAACCAGGGCUGCCACCGUUCGACGUCAUUUUCGGGCCCGCAUACAAGGGCAUUCCCUUCGCUGCCGGUACCGCCCUCGUCCUGCACCGCGACCACAGAAUCGACGUCGGUUUCGCGUACGACCGCAAGGAGGCGAAGGACCACGGCGAGGGCGGCGUGAUGAUCGGCGCGCCCGUCAAGGGCAAGCGCGUGCUUGUCCUCGACGAUGUCGCUACUGCCGGCACGGCUAUCCGCGGCGCGAUCGCGACGGUAAAAAAGGAGGGUGGCGAGGUCGUGGGCGCCGUGCUCCUUCUGGAUCGCCAGGAGGUCGGACGCGGGGGAAAGAGCAUGAUCGAGGAAGUCGAGGGCAUCCUCGGCGGGCGGGGAAGCGUGCCGACUAUCCUCAAAAUGAAGGACCUGAUGGCGUGGCUGGAUAGGAAUGGCCGCACGCCGGAGCUGGAGAGCAUGAGGGAGUACUGGGAAAGGUAUGGUGCGAAGAACGCUGAGUAG